UAUUUAAAUAUUGAAAUGGAUAAAUGGAAAUUUAAAUCAAACUUCAAUAGUUUGAAAGUAGACAUUAUAUCUUAUGAGAAAAUUUUUGCAAGUAAAUUCACAAUGAAUAAAAUUAUUAUAGCACUUACUCUUACAACGCUACCCGUAAUAUUGGCCGGAGGUAAACUAAUUAUUUGUAUACAAAUACGGCAUAAAAAGUCAUCUGAAUAUUUUGAUGAAUAUUCAUGGGCUAGCCCGUACAUACAGCCUGGUUUAUCAAAAGAAGAUGAACUUAUCCGUAUUAUACAAGGUGUUUCUAAACGUCCUUCAUUAAUUUCUUGUAACGAAAUAGCUGCACGUUAUAUUUAUCUUAUUCCUGAUCAAUAUGCAGAUAAGCAAUUAAUAAAAGACGUUGGUAAUAUUCUCUCACGCAAGAAAACUUUGCAGAGUAAAGUAUAUAAUAUAUUUCAAGAACUUGAAACUACAAUUAACACGCCAGAAGAUGAAGAUGCUUUGAGACCGAAAUAUUUAAAAAAUAUUCUCAAUAAAUAUGAAAAAAUUAUGUUAAUAAAUUAUUACAACCGACAAAGAGUGAUUCCUAAGGAACAAUUUUAUUUCCGAAAUCAAUUUCUUAAUCAAUUCUUAGAAAAUAAUAAUAACUAAUAUUAAUAUAAUAAAUUAUUAUAAAUAAAAUCAUAAUAAUGUGAUUGUGUUUCAAUUAAUUUUGAUUUUAUAAUAAAAAUAUGUAAGAUUUUA
Messenger RNA from Daktulosphaira vitifoliae (grape phylloxera), 735 nucleotides. RefSeq lists its product as uncharacterized. The record is from RefSeq and is a predicted model, not a curated record. The transcript is spliced from 5 exons. NCBI's taxonomy places the organism in Eukaryota, Metazoa, Arthropoda, Insecta, Hemiptera, Phylloxeridae. The coding region runs from base 16 to 642 and encodes 208 amino acids.